This is a messenger RNA of Rhododendron vialii, 918 nucleotides long. RefSeq lists its product as uncharacterized. The record is from RefSeq and is a predicted model, not a curated record. The coding region runs from base 48 to 884 and encodes 278 amino acids. NCBI's taxonomy places the organism in Eukaryota, Viridiplantae, Streptophyta, Magnoliopsida, Ericales, Ericaceae. The transcript has 4 exons.
GUAUUUACUCGUUUUUUGUCGGAAAGUAUAAAAGAAAGGCUGAAGCAAUGGCUAAGGAAAAACAAAGUGGAACCGUCGCGGAUAAGGGAAAUAAAAAGAUAACCAUAAUAGGGAAGGGACAAGAAAAUUCAUGUCCAGCGGUUCAAGUUAUUCGAGAAAGAAAUAUUGGUGUAGUGAUAUGCGAUGAGCAGGACAUUAAUCUCAUGCGCUUGCGUGCGGUAAUGUUACAAGCCAAAGCUGGUUUCUUUGUUUAUACAUUAAAAAGUUUGGUAUUGAUUUUACUCUUUAUUGUUGGAAAGGCUGAAGCAAUGGUUACGGAAAAACAAAAAGGAACACUAGCGGAUAAGGGGAAGAAAAAGAUAACCAUUGCAGGGAAGAGAAAAGAAAAUUCAUGUCUACUGGUACCCAACAAUAAUGUGCCAUCAAAAGUUGCACUGGCCCAACGUGCACGACAGGAUCGAGAAAGAAAUGAAAGACUAUGUUCUGCAUCGCCACGUGAAAGAGGACAACAAUUGCGACGAGAAAGAGAGUGGAUUAUUCAACCGUUACAACCUAUAAAUUUCCCUCCUCUAACACCAUGCCACCGCCCCUACUCUUGCUUUGAACAACGAACAAAUCAAACCAAUGUCAAUCCGUCGCACCAAAACGGCAAUUGGUUACACACCCUUCUCUUUGUCCAAUCUUUGUACGAAGCACAUCUUACGCUCCACAAAGGCCUACCCCUACCAGUGAAUUGCUUCAGGAGGAUGCAUGUGCUAAUGAUGGUGUGGAGGGUGUUCCUCCAAGGGUUACACACCCUUUCAUUUGUCCCACCUCUGUACCAAGCACCUCUUAUGCUCCACAAAGGUACUAAAAAUAUUGAUUGCAUAAUCUGGAUGACUUAAUUCUCUUAAUGUGUUAACCUUAAAUUUUUUUAUG